AUGGCGUCCGUCGACUUGGAAAAAGUACGCGUGGUUGUCGUAGGGGAUUCAGGUGUAGGCAAGUCAUCUCUAGUUACUUUGAUCUGUCGUGGACAGCCAAAUCUAUACCCCAGUUGGACAAUAGGAGCAGCUGUUGACGUUAAGAUUCACGAGUACAAGGAAGGGACGCCGGCGCAAAAGAGUUAUUUUGUUGAGUGUUGGGACAUUGGAGGAUCAGUGAAUCAUGCAAACAGUAGACAUAUAUUCUACAACCCUGUAAAUGGUAUUAUUCUAGUGCACGACCUUACAAAUAGGAAAUCUCACUCCAACCUACGGUUAUGGCUAAGUGAAGUAUUAAGCAGGGAGUCGACGUAUGGCACAAGAAGUCGGACAAGUACAAGUGAGUACGACCCAGAGCAGUUUGCAGGCACUCGCAUUCCAGUUUUAGUAGUAGGCACAAAACAUGAUCAACUAGACUCAACAAGACAAACCAAGCUACAAACGUCUGUCAUUGCUGAGGAGUGUGGUGCUGAUGAAAUUAACCUUGACUGCACCCUAGCAAGACACGUAGCUCCAGGAUCCACCAACGCAGUUAAACUCAGCAGGUUCUUCGACAAGGUGAUAUAUCGACGCUUCUACACUAACCCUGCUAGGGACUCACCACAGAAGGUGAUCGAGAGACGUUUCUUCUCAAGGGAUUCUAGUCAGCAACCAGUUGGUAGUCCCACAGAGAAACGGCGACCCUUCACUCCACAAUUCAUGAAAAACCUUCACACAGACUGACAUCUUCUCUGUGAAAGAACCCUCUCUGCCAUCCAGCUAGAUGAUGGUCACUUGACAAUGACCUCCAUGGGACAGUAACUCAAGUACCAACCUCAGUCCCAUGGGUGAUCGAUCUCGCCGCGCCAUUUUCUCCCAGCAUGACUGGCUCGCUCACGCUGAUCACAUACUGUGGGACGUCUUUGGAACCUCAUCAUCAAAAUCCUUGCUGCUGAGGAACAGUUUCAUCUCAAGAUUGGAAGACAAAACAACAAUGCAAUACAAUAAUGAUAAACAAGAUUAUUUAUACCUCAUCGGUUGUGUAUUUCACUACAUAGGAGGAUUUGAACUGCAAAUCAGAGCAAAGAGAAUGAAGUGGUUGUGGGUUGAACCAGACAAUUAACAAUGUAAUGCUAUUGCAAAGAUGACAGUCUUCCUGAUCAAUUCUGCUCAGCAGAUGACUUUGCAGGGCUGAGCAUACAAUAUGUUUUUGUUAUGCAUUUAAGGCAGUGGGCACUAUUGGUAAUUACUAAAAAUAAUUAUUAGCAUAAAACC
Messenger RNA from Asterias rubens (European starfish), 1293 nucleotides. Its product is annotated as rab-like protein 3. Bases 1 to 762 code for a protein of 253 amino acids. Gene Ontology annotation, cellular component: endomembrane system. Gene Ontology annotation, biological process: intracellular protein transport. Gene Ontology annotation, molecular function: GTPase activity. NCBI's taxonomy places the organism in Eukaryota, Metazoa, Echinodermata, Asteroidea, Forcipulatida, Asteriidae. The record is from RefSeq and is a predicted model, not a curated record. The transcript is spliced from 9 exons.